GGUUUGGUUAGUGCGAUAAGCCUUGCUGUGAACCAGACUUGCAACAAAAUUUUAUUGAGGACAAAAGAAAUAACGCCAGAACUGCGUAUUUAUUUGGUUUAAUGCUCCUCGCAUUUACAACUACUAGUACUUGGUGGAGGCCUCGGCCGUUUUAGCUUUUAUAUAGCAAGAGAGGAAUUAGCUUGGGGCUUCUCUAUAUUUGCGACAUGAGGCCAAAGAUCUAUCUUUUUGGCGACUCAAUCACCGAAGAGUCGUUCAAUGAUGGUUGGGGUUCUAGUCUGGCCACCCAUUUCGGUCGCACGUUCGAUAUAGUGCUAAGAGGGUACAGUGGAUACAACACAAGGUGGGUUCUCAAGGUGUUGGACAGAAUUUUCCCGUCGGUUAAGGGCGGUGAUGAUGAAGCGCCCAAAGCGAUUACGGUGUUCUUCGGUGCAAAUGACGCUUCGGUUCCCGAUGGAUACUCCGCCUUCCAACACGUGCCUCUCGAUGAAUACAAACAAAACUUGCACUCCAUCGUCUCGUUCUUCAAGAAACAAUGGCCAGGAACUCUUGUUAUCCUCAUUACUCCUCCGCCAAUUGACGAAGAAGCACGACUUUGCAAUCCGUAUAUAGAAAAUCCAUUAACUUUACCUGAGAGGACAAAUGAUGCUGCUGGUUCUUAUGCCAAGGCAUGUGUUGAAGUUGCUGGAGAAUGCAGAUGCCCAGUGAUUGAUCUUUGGACCAAAAUGCAGCAGUUUACUGACUGGAAAAAGGCCUACCUGAGCGAUGGUUUGCACCUUACCAAGAGUGGCAACAAGGUAGUCUUUGAGGAAGUGCUUGCCAAACUGAAGGAGGAAGGCAUCAGUCUAGAAACAAUGCCAUUUGAUCUCCCUCUGUUUCAUGAAAUCGACCCUAAAGAUCCACUUAAGGUAUUUGAGAAUUAAGAUGGUUAUGUUUUUAUGGAUUAUUUGGCUAUAAUUGUCGGCAUAACAUUAUAUUCCUGUUACAGCUGAACAGUCAAAUUGUAGUUCAAGCCAUUAAUGUAUGGUUCUUCUAUUUUUAGCCCUGGCUUUUCCAAA
Tripterygium wilfordii is the source of this 1058-nucleotide messenger RNA. RefSeq names its product GDSL esterase/lipase At5g45920. Lineage: Eukaryota; Viridiplantae; Streptophyta; Magnoliopsida; Celastrales; Celastraceae. The record is from RefSeq and is a predicted model, not a curated record. The transcript is spliced from 5 exons. Gene Ontology annotation, molecular function: hydrolase activity, acting on ester bonds. The coding region runs from base 207 to 923 and encodes 238 amino acids.